Tilletiopsis washingtonensis is the source of this 760-nucleotide messenger RNA. RefSeq lists its product as hypothetical. The record is from RefSeq and is a predicted model, not a curated record. The transcript is spliced from 2 exons. NCBI's taxonomy places the organism in Eukaryota, Fungi, Basidiomycota, Exobasidiomycetes, Entylomatales. The coding region runs from base 107 to 517 and encodes 136 amino acids.
GACAUGCACCACAGAGGAAGGGCGAGCGCCUUGGUAGACGUUCGAGACGCCCUCCGGUCUGUGCUCGAACCGAUGCUGCUACGCAAUGCCACGCCAGUGAUCAGACAUGGUGCGGCGAAGGCGCGAGAAGGAGCCGCGGCUCAUGGACUUCGGCGGCGACGGGGCGCGCAAGUCGGAGGCGCUGCAGUGUCUCCUCGUCGAGGCGCUCGCCGUUGGCCACGCGCGUGCGGAACUCGCCGGGCAGCGAGCUGCCGAUGCGGUGCAGGCUCAUAAACGCACGGCUCGACAGCGCAACGUGACAGAGAAGCGUGAGAGACAGCGUCAAGUUGCGGACCAGGAGAUCCGUCGACACCACGCAAAGCACGACCGUUCCGAGGCUGACCGGAAUCGUGGCGAUGAGAUAGAUGACAGCGUCCAUCGUGAGCAGCCGCGUGAAUGGCGUCGGCGAGCGACGCGCAUAGCUGCGCAUCUUGAAAAGAACGAGGGCAGCGACGACCAGGUCGAGCAGCGCCGAUGACGCCCAGGCCAGCGCGAGCAGCGGGUCAAAGUGCGUCGGCAUGCAGACGUGGCCCAGAACUGCGUGCCGUGUUAGAGCGGAGGUGCGCCAGGCUCGGCCAGCACUCACGCGGGACGUUGGCGCUGCGCCAGGCCACCCAGUGGAUAUCGACGAGCCACAGGCCACACUGUACGAUCCACAGCGACAAGAUGAGAAACACGAGUGCCGGAUGGUGAUUCCAGACUGCAAGUCGUGAGCGGAGGC